CCAGUCUUGGUUGGUAUUUAGUCGGCAUUCAUUCAUCGGAUGAAGACCUCUCUCUCUCUCGAUCACUGUGCCACUGGGGAUCCCAACCAAUACACCUCUUACCAAGUUGAACUACCUGUCCUGUGGUCAAAGACUUUGGCUCUGUUUACCUCAAAAAAUCACUCUUUUUGCCAUUUUCACUUAUCUCUCCUCGCACAGUUCGACGGGCUGAAAUAAUUUAAUAACAACUUUUUUUGCGAGUGGGAUUCAAAUUUCUAAUGUCGAAAUCAUGGGUGUGGACGUGAGUGGUGUUGAAACGCUUUGGAAUUUAUUCGACUCCUUGCGACUAAUUUUGAGCAAAGUUAAUACGAAUCCGGGAGGACUGGGUCAGAGCGAGUAGUUUGCGACAUUCUCCUUGAGAUUUCCUGGUGGUGGUGGUGACAAAGUGAGACGACGGUUCACAAAUUAUUGUUUACUCCAAAGUGGUGUCGUGUUCUCAAAAGUGACGAAAAUUGACACGCAACACAACGAGUGACGAUAAUGUGGUGACAUUUUCGAUCCCAAUUAUUCUCCACAACAAGGUUUCCAGGCAGCUGCGGGCGAGCGGGGGACGGCGACACGUUUGCGAGUAGCUGGUCUGUACACGGAGGAGGAGGACGAGGUCACCACCACAGGCGACGGUGACCAGCCCGAAGGCGUCCUCGUCGGCAGAGUCCGCCGUCACCACGUCGUGAUUCAGGAGGACCCCUUCACUGGUCUGUUUGACGACGACGACGGGGAAAACUCGUCACGUGACGAAAUGGGCGAGUGCUCCCUCUCCAUCAUCGACCACGGCCUCACCCGCCUCUUCUACUGGCUGGGACACAAGAUUGGCAAAAACCCCUCGUACUACAUUAUCAUCCCCAUUUUCAUCUCUCUCCUCUGCGGCACCGGACUCCAGAGGCUGAGGUAUGUCGACGACCCCGAAUAUUUAUUUUCGCCAGUCGACGGUGCGGCGAAAACGGAGCGUCUCAUCGUGGAGGAGUUCUUUCCCAUGAACUACACUCACAAGUUCCAUCCCUCGAGGUUCACCCGUGCUGGACGUUUCUCAAGGUUAUUCAUAAAAGCGCAGGACGGAGGGACACUGCUUCGUGCGGAAGUGUUUGCGGAAAUCGCGGAGCUGGACAAACUGAUGCACAACAUUUCCAUCGAGUGGGACGACGACACGUUUCGCUACGAAACCCUCUGCGCCGGGUGGGACGGGGAAUGUUACGAGAACGAUAUUUUGGAGCUGAACGAGUCCAUGUCGGACAUUGAGCAUGGGAAAAUUGUGAUGCAAUGGCCGCUCUUCCUCACCCAAACCACGUUCAAGUCACUCCCACUGCCCUUCAUCUUCGGAGGGGUCAAGCUAGGGAACCUGUCCAAGGUCGAGUUCGUCACCGCACUCCAACUCAACUACUUCCUCGCCGUCAACACUCCCAAACAAGAUGCCAGGGGGGAAGUGUGGGAGCAGAAAGUGUUGGACACGUUGGCAGGGAAGGAGGGGACUUGGAAGCACAUCUCCGUUGCACGUUUCACCGUACGGACGUUGGCCCAGGAGUUGGAAAAGAACACGUUUUCCGUGCUGCCAUACUUUUCAGUGACUGCGAUUUGGAUGGUGGCCUUCAUGGUCAUCACCUGCAUGAUGUGUGACUGGGUCAAGUCGAAACCCUGGCUGGGAAUCGUGGGCGUCAUUUCUGCCAAUUUGGGCUCCCUCGCAGCGUUCGGGAUCGUCUGCUACUGUGGCGUCGAGUUCAUCGGGAUCAACAUGGCGGCCCCCUUCCUCAUGCUGGGUAUCGGAAUUGAUGACACGUUUGUAAUGUUGGCGUCUUGGCGUCGGACGUCGCCACACGACCCUGUUCCCAAGCGGAUGGGAGAAACGUAUGCGGAGGCAGCCGUGUCGAUUACCAUCACGUCCAUCACGGACAUGCUCUCUUUUUGGGUCGGAGUGAUCACGCCCUUCCCCUGCGUCCAAAUCUUCUCCAUCUACUCGGGAUCCGCCGUCGUGUGCACCUACAUUUGGCACAUCUUCUUCUUCGGGGGCGCCAUCGCCUUGUCCGGGUACCACGAGGCGGACAAUCGUCACUCCUUCUUUUGGUGGCUCAAGGCUACUCCACGCUCCAAAAUUGCUGGCAAGUCGUUCUGGUAUCGGCUCUGGUGGCAGGGAGGCAUCGAUCCGGACGAUCCGUACAAUCCCAAGGACAACCCAGAUCAUGGGAUCAUGGUCUUCUUCCGCGACUACUGGGGUGCAUUCCUGAACAAAACGCCUGUCAAGAUUAUCGUGCUGGCCAUUUUCAUCGCCUAUUUGGGAGUGAGUUGUUGGGGCAUCACAAAAAUUCAGGAGGGGUUGGAAAGGCGAAAGUUGACUCGAUACGACUCCUACGCGGCCACCUUCUUUGACACGGAGGACAAAUAUUUCAGAGAUUACCCUUAUCGAAUCCAGGUGGUGGUUGCUGGGGAGAUGGACUAUUCCAAUUCCUCGGUGCAGGGCAAGAUUGAAGGGAUGAUGAAGGAGUUUGAAGAGUCGCGCUAUUGCAACGGGCAGUACACAGAGUCCUGGCUGAGAGCGUUUUUGGGCUACGUGAAGCGGUCCGAAGGUCUCUUUGACUUCAACAUCACGACGGAGGAGCAGUUCAUCAAGACGCUGACGGAGGAGUACAUCGACCCCUCGUCCACGUACUAUGAGGACAUCAAGUUCAAUGAAAACAUGACCAAAAUUGUGGGCGCACGGUUUAUCGUCCAAACGGAGAACAUUUCAGAUUCGAACACGGAGCGAGAUAUGGCGUAUCAUUUGAGAGCCAUUGCCAAAAACCAGUCUGCCAUUGGCCUCAAUGUGACUGUGUACCAUCCGUUCUUUGUCUUCUUUGACCAAUUCCUCCUCAUUCGGCAAACGUCCAUCAACUGUGUGUUCAUCGCAGCGAUAAUCAUGAUGGGCGUGUCGCUCAUUUUUAUCCCGAAUCCACUCUGCUCACUCUGGGUAGCGUUUUCGAUCGUGUCCAUCGAGGCGGGUGUCGUGGGAUUCAUGUCCCUCUGGGGGGUCAACUUGGACGCCAUUUCCAUGAUGAACCUGAUCAUGUGCAUCGGAUUCUCAGUCGACUUUUCCGCACAUAUUUCAUACGCAUACAUUGCAGCAAAGGUGGACACGCCGGAAGAGCGUGUGAAGCAGUGUUUGUACUCCUUGGGUCUGCCCAUCGUGCAGGGAGCAGUGUCCACGGUGCUGGGCGUGAUUGCCCUCCUCGUCGCCCCCUCCUACAUCUUCAUCACCUUCUUCAAGGUCAUCUUCCUGGUGAUCUUCAUCGCAGCGCUGCACGGCCUCCUCCUCCUCCCCGUCCUCCUCUCCCUCUUCGGCCCAGGCUCCUGCUCCCGACUCUGCGGUUCUGACUCUGACCUCGAAAUCACCUCCCACUCUGACGACAGAAAGGACAAAAUCGUUCCCUACUCUUUUGUCGUGACACCGGCGGGACUGGACCCCAAACUCAAUCAAGGAGGAGGUAUGGCUGAGAAAUACAAGAAAACGUCUGGAAAUGGAUUUCCCGGAAAUCUUGGCCUGCACGGCGGCUCUUUCGUCAAUGGAGGUGUGAUACCACGAAUCAACGGAAUCAAAAGCCAGGCCAUGCCGCCCGCAAAAGACGCUUCUCCACCCUCUCGCAACAGUUUAGAACGUGACCUGGGUCUCGGAACGUCAGGUGAGGACGAGUCGUCCGAGUCCAGUUUGUCGAAAAAGAACAAGCGUUCCUCGCACGGAGGGAAGCAACCCUCGUCCAACUACCCGAUGAGUAGCAUGAAGGAGUUUUACAACAACGAGGGCUACUGGAGUGACGACGAGGAGAUGGCCAACGCGGGUCACAACGCUCACCCAGCCGGUCAGCGCUCCUCGAAGGGGAGGAACAAGAGUCCAGCAGCAGCCAACAGCAAUAACAAUAAUAAUAGCACUAGUUUAAGUAAUAAUAGCAAUAGUGAGAAAGUAGUCAUUAGUCAAGGACAUCGGUCCCUUCCUCGAGAGCCCCACAGCUCACACGUCCUCCCCUACGGCACCCUCCCCACCUCAACAGUGUCACAAAGUAACGCUGGUGGUGGUGGUGGCGAAAGGGUGCGCAAGUCCUCCAGAGGCUCCUACAUCAACGAGUCCAAAUUCCCAUGACACACGAAUUAAUUAAUUACGCGUCCCCUCCACUCCUCAGCCCCCUUUUCCCUUUAUUGCUUAUGUUAAGCGAGGAUCCUUACCAAACCAAAAUAUUAUUUAACCUUAUUUUAUUUUAUACGACACACACAUUGCUGGCUCCUGUGCUGCAAAUGUUUAAGACUUUUUGGAGAGGAGGUAGAGAAAAAAUGUUCCAAUUUUGGUCUUGAAUGACUAUUUUAUUUUAUUAUAAUUAUUUUUCUAAUUAUAAUUAUCCACAUACAUUACGAUGCAAUUUAUUGUUGGAGGAUGUCGUUGACCUGGUCUACAUAUAUCUCUACUACUGCAUAUUAUACUUAUACUGGUUAAUUAGUAAUAUUACGAGUAUGGAGAUGAUACCGGUUAUUAAUUACUUUUGUAAAAAAUCCUGAGUCCUACUUGUAUCACUGCUGCACAUUUGGUCAACUCGUUCUUGACUGACUCGUGUCCGCAGUUUUACAAGCCCUUAACUUUGUAUGUAAUCCUACCUAUUUUACUCUCCUCUUGAAAUAUUUGGUGGAUAUACGAAAAAUGCGUUCAAAUUGUUCUAUUUUUACGAUCAGGUCAUAUUUUUAUGUUACUAUUUACUGUUGUAUGCGAGCGAAUCCAUGUAUAAGCCCGUAAAGUGCUCAAUGAAUGUCGACGAUGAUAACCAUGCUUAAGACUUUUUUGUUAAAUACAAAUUGAUGUAAUUAUUUUUAUUUUUAGGUAAAGUUGUUCGAAUAGUUGCAAUUUGUAGGUGAACAAAAAGCGCAUAUAAAUAGUGCCAUGAAUUCCGUCUCUCGAAUAAUUAACAAUUUAAUUGAUGAUGAUACUUUUCAUGAAAUGUAAAUUCACAAAAAGAUAAAAGUUUUGUAAAGAAAAUAAAUUCAAUCAUAGUACUUGAA
Molecule: messenger RNA, 5043 nt
Organism: Folsomia candida
Lineage: Eukaryota; Metazoa; Arthropoda; Collembola; Entomobryomorpha; Isotomidae
Product: patched domain-containing protein 3
Exons: 16
Coding region: 779-4138 (1119 amino acids)
Cellular component (GO): cytoplasmic vesicle membrane; plasma membrane
Source: RefSeq, a predicted model, not a curated record